Postia placenta MAD-698-R-SB12 is the source of this 1035-nucleotide messenger RNA. RefSeq lists its product as hypothetical. NCBI's taxonomy places the organism in Eukaryota, Fungi, Basidiomycota, Agaricomycetes, Polyporales, Adustoporiaceae. The record is from RefSeq and is a predicted model, not a curated record. The transcript has 4 exons. Bases 1 to 1035 code for a protein of 344 amino acids.
AUGACCAAUCCAUAUGGACCAGUCAAUGAGACGGCUGCCCAGGUCUAUGCUGAUAAGACAGCGCUCCAAGGAGCACUCCUUUGCAAUAUCAUAUACGGCAUACACUUCAUUCUGUUUGUUAUAUGUGCAUACAUUCUUGUACGCCAAAUGUCUCGCUCCAAUUACACGAGACAACUAGGCUUCUUGGUUUACAUCGCCACCGUCUUCAUCCUCGGCACUCUGCUUACUGUGUCCAGCUCGGCUUUCACGCAACUAGCAUUUGUUGAUAAUCGCAAUUUCCCCGGAGGCCCCUCUGUGUUUGAACAACUCAUGUCAUGGAUACCGAUCGAUCAACUCGGAAAUGUAGCACUUGUGCUUAGUAGCUUCUUUAAUGAUGCACUGCUGGUUUGGCGCUGCACAGUAGUUUACAGAGGCAGCACCAGUAUUUUCCGCUAUGCCACCACGAUAUUUCCCUUCAUCAUCUUAUUAGCCGCAAUAGUCAUGGGAAUACUUUUCCUAGCCCAAAAUUCCAACUCGUCGCCUGUCUUCCUGAACGAUGUCAUCAUUGCCUACUUCACGCUCACGCUCGCUCUCAAUAUCAUCGUCACUAUUCUUAUAGUGCUUCGACUCCUCUCUAUUCGUAGGCGCUUGAGAAGACUCCUUGGGGCUGGACACGCAACUCGCUAUGUGGAUAUAGCAGCGAUGAUUGUGGAGUCGGCAUCAUUGUUCUCUAUAUUCUCCCUACUCUUCCUAAUCCCAUUUGCUCUGAAUAACCCGCUAUCAGAAGCCUUCCUGCCGUCUUUGCCUCAGGUGCAGACGGUCUCUUCACUUUUAAUCAUUCUCCGAGCCGCGACGGGCAGAGCCUGGUCAGCAACUACCGACACAGAAAUUGUAGCAUGUACGGAUGCGGCAAAUCCUGUCCAUCUUAAUCAACUUUCGACACCAUUGGCUCAAUCGCAGAUGGGCGCCAGCCAUUUGCAGCUGUCUAAGGACACCUCGAGCAUGGCGACUAAAGUUUUUGUUAGUCACGAAUGUACAGCUACUGCAGAUGUUUGA